GGAAUGUAGUCGCCCACCGACGGUCGUGCACAUGAGCAGCGUUGCCGAGAGUGUCAUGGAAUGGGCUCACUUGCUGAAUGCGAUGGAGAGUGUGCGGGGCCGAGGGAUGGAAUGUGCUGCGCCGGAGCAUUAAGUCCACGAGGAAAAUGAUCUGAGGAGGUGGCGGGGGAAGUGAAGUGAAGUGAAGUCCUCGCGGGAAAGGAAGAAGGGCAGGCGCAAGUUGCCGAACGGACGGAGAGCCUGACCGUCCAGCGAUGGCUGUUCCUCCACCGAAGCCCUUGAAGCUCGCCACGAGCAUUCAAGCGAGUUUCGGUGAUCCGGAGGAUCCCGAUUAUGUGUUUGAAAUUGUUUCGAAUGGCGACAAGUCGACCAUGGCGGUUUCUUUGUCCACGAACGCCAUCAAACUGUACUCACCACAGACGGGAGCUUUUCUGGGAGAUUGUUUAGGACACACAUGUACUAUAAGUGGAAUCUCGUUUCCGGAUCCAAAUUCACCAAUGUUGCUCCUGUCUUCAUCUGCGGAUGGGACUAUCAGGACCUGGGACAUUCGGAACCGCAAAGAGGUUGCAUCCUUAAAUCAUCCCACUCCGGGUAGCGAAAUAUGGAACUUUGCUGUGGGUGGCAUUUCAAACCAAGUAGCGGGAGGUGGAGACAGUCAGGUUUUUAUAUGGGACUGGAGAACUAGGAAGUUAUUGGCAAAUCUUGACGAGAUACAUACUGAAGCGGUUACCCAGGUACAAUAUCAUCCUACCAGGAGAGAACUGCUGUUUACAGCCUCUGUAGACGGCUUGAUAAAUUUUAUCGACACCCAACAACCACUUACCAACGAGGACCUCGUUUAUGACACUAUGUCAGUAGGAACAUCUGUAGGAAAGAUUGGAUUUUACGGGAGAAAUAACCAGCUGCUAUGGUGUCAGACUCACAUUGAAACCCUCAGUGUUUGGGAUCUGGAAGAAAAAAUGCAAGCUGCGGAUUUUAAGGAGACACGAAUGAACGCCUCAUUUAAUUGGAACCUGGAUAGUGUGAACUACCUUAUCGAUUGCUAUUCUCCAGCCGGGACCGAUGACCUAUGGCUUGCGGCUGGCAACAACAAUGGUGUCGUAGGCUAUUUCCCGGCGAGUUUUGUGAAGUCUAGUCAUCCAAGCGUUCCAAGCGUCGGAGUUUUGGGUGAAGUUGGGGCUGUCUUAGAAGGAGGUCAUCAGGGUGUGGUGCGCACCAUCUGGUUGUCUCAGAAUAUGGACUCAGAUCAGAAUUUGUUCGGAUGGACUGGCGGGGAGGACGGAAGGCUUUGCAGCUGGUCACAGAAUGGCGCCACAGAGCAUGGGCGCUCGUGGGUUUCAAAGAACCUGAUCGCCAAGAAAGGCAGCAGUUCAAAAAUGAGGCACAGCCCAUACUAGCGUGCUUGGAAAGAUGAUUUUGUUGAAUCCUGAAGUAUCAGACCUGGUCACGUCAUCACUUCAACCCCAAUAGGUUGCCACUCAUUUCUAGCGAAAUUAAGGUUGGCCACAGCAGAGGUCAUGAUCUUGACCCUUUGGCGAGCUACUGCAUAAAUUGUUCUGGAAAGGGGAACGAUAGGGACCAGCGUAGCCCAUUUUUUGCACUUGACGUGCCCACUGAAUCACCAGCUGUAAGGUUAGUUGAGAGUUUACUGUUCGUUGUACCAUACACUCCACGCUAAGGCAUGCUACUUGAACAGAAUGUCCUGCCUAUGUCCACAACCCUCGAAGAGCGACGAGUUGAACGCCAUUUCCGACUAGUACGUGUCAAUGACGCACGCCGCGCGAGUAUUUUGGUUGGCGACGGCUUCUCUUUCCCCUGGUUUUGUCGUAUGCAGUGGUUUUGAAUGUUCGUACUAGGCUUGACAGAAAGAAUCAAAAGUUGUGUGAAUAAACGACGCAGUACAAGUAUCGGAGAUACUUUUAAUUUUUCCUACUUUUCGCGUCCAUUCUUCAUGUUUGAGAUUUCGUGGAACACUGGAAUAGACGAGGUUUCAAGUCAGCAUAGAUGCGGAUUUUUGUGACUUCUCAUUCUUGGAAUUCAGACAACAGCAGAUUUUCACGC
Molecule: messenger RNA, 2061 nt
Organism: Marchantia polymorpha subsp. ruderalis
Lineage: Eukaryota; Viridiplantae; Streptophyta; Marchantiopsida; Marchantiales; Marchantiaceae
Source: the annotation of a GenBank genome assembly